ACAAUGACUACUACUGAACACUAUGUAAAAGUGUGAUCAAACCCUAAAACGCAAACUUGUAUAUUCUCGGUAUGAACCCAAGAAAACCAUGUUACUUGCAUCAGAGAGAUUAGAGUACUAAAAUAUCAGAACAUCCCAUAUAUAUAUUCUUCUUACUAUUAUAGCUAUCCAGACUAGUGAUACUGCCCGUUUUAGCUAGUUGGUAGUAGAAGUAGUCAAAACUUCACUCAAAUGGAAGGAGACCAAUUGCAAGCGCAUGGAAGCAAUUGUUAUGACCUAGAAGUAUCUUUCUUGAAUACAACAACUCAUCAACAACCACCAAUAGAUCAUGAAAUGGGUUUUGUUCAUCAUCAGCAACAUGGACUAAGUUUUUUACUCUCUUCUUCUUCUCAAGAACAACAAGAGCAUCAAGAACAAGUUUCUUUGCAGCCUUUCAGCAGUACAUGCACCACUAGUACUGAUAAUCUUAUUAGUUUUAGUAAUAGCAGUACUGGAUUUGUUUCUAGGGCGUUUGCUUGGAGUAAUGAUCAACAAGUUCGAACUUUGGAUCAUAAUAAAAUUGUAAUCGAUGAGAUCUGCACCAAUAGUAACAGUAAUGGCAACAUGAACGAUGGGGGCGAUUCAUGGUGGAGAAACUCAUCAACACCAACAUCGACGUCCUCGUUCUCUGAGAAGAACAAGAUGAAUAUUAAUAAUAACAACAAUAAUAAGGUGAUCAGGAGGAAACUAAGAGAACCAAGGUUUUGUUUCCAAACAAGAAGUGAAGUUGAUGUGUUAGAUGACGGUUAUAAAUGGAGGAAAUAUGGCCAGAAAGUUGUCAAGAAUAGCCUCCAUCCUAGAAGUUACUAUCGAUGUACACAUAAUAACUGUCGAGUGAAGAAAAGAGUAGAGAGAUUAUCAGAAGAUUGUCGAAUGGUGAUAACAACAUAUGAAGGAAGGCAUACUCAUUCUCCUUGUGAUGAUUCAAAUUCAUCUGAACAUGAUCAGUGUUUUAGCUCAUUCUAGUUAUUAAAGGGCUGAUAUAAUUACUGUAUGUAUUUAUUUAUUUAUUCAUAUUGGCAUUUAUAAAACCGGUAUAUCAAAGAUUGGGUUUGUUUGGAGUCGUGGCA
Messenger RNA from Papaver somniferum (opium poppy), 1109 nucleotides. Its product is annotated as probable WRKY transcription factor 12. Gene Ontology annotation, biological process: regulation of DNA-templated transcription. Lineage: Eukaryota; Viridiplantae; Streptophyta; Magnoliopsida; Ranunculales; Papaveraceae. The coding region runs from base 232 to 1005 and encodes 257 amino acids. Gene Ontology annotation, molecular function: sequence-specific DNA binding; DNA-binding transcription factor activity. The transcript is spliced from 4 exons. The record is from RefSeq and is a predicted model, not a curated record.